AUUUUUUUUCAUUUGAGAAGUCCAAAACUCCGAAAGGUACAUAAUAAACUUUUAGCGUAAUUAAAAUGUAAAAAAUAGUGGUUAAUUGGGAUUAUCUUCUCAGUUUUCUGCAAUGGCUUUUCUGGGAUCGGAUCUUACCAGCGAGGUUGGGUUGCGAUUACUCCUCUGGCCACUUGGUUCCAACAUUGUUACGCGAGCGGCAUGCUGUUCUGUAGGCGUAGUUUUACCUGUAUACUCUACAUUUAGGGCAAUUGAAAGGAAAGAUGAAAACGAGCAGCAAAAGUGGCUUAUAUAUUGGGCAGCUUAUGGAUCUUUCACCCUUGUUGAAACAUUCUCUGACAAACUUCUUUCCUGGUUUCCAUAUUAUUAUCACUUCAAGUUUGCAUUUCUUGUCUGGCUUCAACUUCCUUCUACUGAAGGGGCUAAGCAAAUCUACAAGAACCACCUGCGCCCUUGCUUGCUGAAACAUCAAGCUAGAGUUGAUCAACUUAUGUGCAUUGCAAGUACCGAAAUGGCAAGAUUCAUCACCGCACACCAAAAAGAGUUUCGAUUUGUCCGGGCAAUGAUAAUCAAGAUUAUAGGAUCAGACCCAAAAGUAAGUGGCACGGAACUGGCUGAACCAAGAGGUCUGCCCGCAAUUGAUGAUGAAACAAGAACGACUGCAAAUCCAGAAUCUGAUAAUGAAGACUAGUUUCUAUUUUCCCAAAGGAGCGAGCUGUACGUUAGUAACAUGUUUUUCUGAGGUUAUUGUCAUUUAUAUUUAUAAAUUUACGCCUCUAAUGUCGUCAAUGAGGGUAGAACACGAGAAAUGGGCAGCAUUUUUAUAAUAAAAAUUUCAUUUUCUUUUUUUUGGAUAGCAGAAAAUUCUGCUACCAAACAAA
Molecule: messenger RNA, 881 nt
Organism: Gossypium raimondii (Peruvian cotton)
Lineage: Eukaryota; Viridiplantae; Streptophyta; Magnoliopsida; Malvales; Malvaceae
Product: HVA22-like protein k
Exons: 8
Coding region: 113-691 (192 amino acids)
Source: RefSeq, a predicted model, not a curated record